Marchantia polymorpha subsp. ruderalis is the source of this 610-nucleotide messenger RNA. The record is from the annotation of a GenBank genome assembly. Lineage: Eukaryota; Viridiplantae; Streptophyta; Marchantiopsida; Marchantiales; Marchantiaceae.
AACGGUGUACUGGAAACUGCUCUUCACGAAAUGUAUGAAAUGUUCUCUCGGCUGCCCGUUUUAUUUCAAUAAGUUUUCAACUUCGAAUUGGCUGGCUCUGUUGCAAACUUUCUUGCAUUGUUGGAGAAGAAAAGAAAGAAGCGGUGAAGAAACAGACUUGAAUUAUUCAACCGCACGAGGUAAUUUAACGUGGGUAAUUUUGCGUGGGCAAAGUGGCAACAGGUUUUUGGUGUAGGGAGUUCUGCUUCUUCUUGAUUACAACGUAUUGGAUAGUAUCUAGACUCGAGCCACAGCAUCCUUGCCACUUACCUGCUAUUUUUAUAGCGGUGACGGAAAUGCCACGCGUUGUGCCACUGAAAAUGAUGUGCAGAUGUAGCAGUGAGACCAUGAAUACUAAAGCAGAUACGCUGAUAUAAGACUCCGAACUGCCUGGCGUGUAUGAUCCUUCCAUUACAGUUGUGCUAGUAUGUGGGUAUUUGGGUUUGAGGUUGGAUGCACAGGAAGUUAAUUUUGUUUUUGUCACAAAAAAGAUGGAACUAGGGCACUUUUCAUUGAGGCAAAAAACUCUUUCACGAAUAUAUUGUAACAUAAAGAACCUUCUUUCGCAUCG